AGGUGUCAGCAACUGAAUGACUGGUGCCCGUUCCUGUUCCCGCUGGAGACGCGGCAGAUGUUCUUCGCUUGCACCGCGUUUGGUACUUCCCGUACUAUUGUGUGGCUUCAGGCGCAACGAGAUCGUGCUUUGGAUAGACAAAGGGCGGGCAACACGGUGUCGCCGCGGCGCGCGGACAUCGAGGCGACGGAGUUCCGAACGGGCCGUCUGCGCCACGAGCGCGUGCGCAUCCCGCGACACCCCAACCUGCUGCGCUCCGCCAUGCAGGUGAUGCGCGUACACGCGUCCCGCAAGUCUGUGCUGGAGGUGGAGUUCGCGGGCGAGGAGGGCACGGGGCUGGGGCCCACGCUGGAGUUCUACGCGCUGGUGGCGGCCGAGCUGCAGCGCGCCGACCUCCACAUGUGGCUGCAGGACGACGUCGCCCCCGACACCUCCCCGGCACACUCCGCCCCGCCCUGCAACCUCUCCCUGCUCGACGAAAAGCCGCCGGGGUACUACGUGAUGCGGGCCGGUGGCUUGUUCCCCUCCACGCUUCCUCAAGAUUCUCCUUUCUGUGAUAAAGUUUGCAAAUAUUUUUGGUUCCUAGGAGUAUUUUUAGCUAAGGUGAGUCAAUAAUUUGUUCUAAAUUAU
Papilio polytes (common Mormon) is the source of this 630-nucleotide messenger RNA. RefSeq names its product E3 ubiquitin-protein ligase HECTD1-like. Gene Ontology annotation, molecular function: ubiquitin protein ligase activity. Gene Ontology annotation, cellular component: nuclear speck. The transcript has 4 exons. Gene Ontology annotation, biological process: protein K63-linked ubiquitination; anatomical structure development; proteasome-mediated ubiquitin-dependent protein catabolic process. Bases 58 to 615 code for a protein of 185 amino acids. The record is from RefSeq and is a predicted model, not a curated record. Lineage: Eukaryota; Metazoa; Arthropoda; Insecta; Lepidoptera; Papilionidae.